AUGCCGAGUACAGCAAUCCAAAAAUUAUUAUUAAAAAUUUCUAUAUUUUUAAUCGUUGCUGGACUUGCAUUAACAAUUGCUGGAUUAGAAUCUCCAGCUUGGCAGGUUGUUGAUAUUCGGGAAUUUGGAGCAGAACAUCAACACGGACUUUGGUGGGAUUGUACUAGAGCCAAAAAGGAACAAAUAAUUGGUUAUGCCUUUUAUUUACACGUUGCGGGCACUUUUUGUUGGUUAAUUGCUUUUGUUUGUGCAAUUACAACAACUUAUAAAUUUAUUAAAGAAUAAUAAUGAUUAUUAUUUAAAUUUUAUUUUGGGUUUGAUAUUCAUAAUAAGGAUGAUUUGAUAUGUAAAAAUAUAUGAAUCAGGCGUGGGCUUUUCCGACUUCUGUCUUCCGCAAAAUUCCCCCUUCUUUCACUUUUUCCAUUGAACAUCCCGUCUGUUACUUAAUUCCGUUUUCUUCUUUCUUGCAAAUUUUAAAUGCAAAAAGCCCAUCU
Molecule: messenger RNA, 494 nt
Organism: Meloidogyne enterolobii
Lineage: Eukaryota; Metazoa; Nematoda; Chromadorea; Rhabditida; Meloidogynidae
Source: the annotation of a GenBank genome assembly